UUCUUUCUUCAGCAUUCAACAGCUUAGUUGGCUUGCAGGACAAAGACAUUCAGGGAAAAGCAUGGCAUCAAGAAACCGUGUCCCCAGCCUUCCUGAAAAGAUUCAUUCCUUACUAGGAUUGAAGUCACAUCUGACUUCCAGCUGGGUUAAAUCUGUUUGUGAUAUAAUAAGAAACCAACCUUCUCAAGGACAAUCCACUAAGACUCAAUUAACCAUUACAAAUUUUGAGAUAAACAGUUGUUCAGAGAACCGUGAUGAUGAUGAUGAUUUAAGCAAUGCUGCCUCAAAUAUUAGAGAUGAACUCGCUAUCUUGACUGCCCACAUUAAUGAAUUGAACAAACAGAGAAGGCAGGUUCUAAAUGAAUUUCUGGACCUGAAAGGUAACAUUCGAGUGCUUUGUCGUAUAAGACCCAUCACAAUAGGGGAGAACUUUGGCCGUUUUAGGCCUGUCGUUGCAUUAGAUUCGAGUAAUGUUCAUCUAAGACUUACUGAUAAUAAGAGUAAAAGUUACAGUUUCGACGUGGUUUUCCACCCAGGCUCAUCACAAGAUGAAGUCUUUUCAGAAGUUGAGCCAGUCAUCAAAUCCGCACUUGAUGGCUACAAUGCAUGCAUAUUUGCAUAUGGACAGACGGGCACAGGGAAAACCUUCACCAUGGAAGGAACUCCAGAUUUUCCCGGAGUGGUGCCCCGUGCAAUCGAAGCACUGUUUAAGCAAGCAGUGGAUAGCAACCAUGCGUUUCUAUUCAGUUUCAGUAUGCUUGAGAUUUAUAUGGGAAAUCUAAAAGACCUGCUCAUUCCUCAACCAACAAAGGCAAUGGAUCCACUGCCACCAUGCCUCUCAAUCCAAACAGAUCCAAAGGGUGGGAUUGAAAUUGAAAACCUUGUGGCUAUUCAAGUGAGUGACUUCAACCAAGCUUUGAAACUAUAUAGACUAGGGUGCCGGUUCAGGUCAACUGCAUCAACAAAUUGUAACGUUACUUCCAGCAGAUCACACUGCUUGAUUCGCAUAUCAGUCACAUGUAGUGGAGCGCCUGAGAGGCGACGAGAAACAAAUAAAGUUUGGUUUGUUGACCUGGGAGGAAGUGAGCGUCUGCUGAAGACAAAGGCAUGGGGAAGAAGACUAGAAGAAGGAAAAGCCAUUAACUUGUCACUUUCCUCUCUUGGAGAUGUCAUCAAUGCCCUUCAGACUAGAAAGGGCCAUGUACCUUUCAGGAAUAGCAAGCUGACGCAGGUUCUUAAAGAUUCCCUUGGAAAGGACUCAAAAACUCUAAUGCUUGUCCACAUCAGUCCUAAAGAAGAAGAUCUCUGCGAGACAGUGUGUUCUUUGAAUUUUGCAACAAGGGUGAGAAGCGUUCAUCUAGGGAAUACAGAUUCAACUGAAGAAAGGCAGAAGGAAGUUGCAAUGAUCAAUCUGCAACAAAAGAUGACAAUGAUUGAAGUUGAGCGCCAGGAUGUUAGAAUGAGUAUCAAGAAGUUAAAUGAGGAAUUGGAGAAAUUAACAGGGACAACCCAAUCUUCCAGUGAGAAACUGGAUGCUGACAAUUUAUUUAACGACUUGCCCCAAGCUAAUCUUGAAAUAAAUAGGAGCAAGACUAGAAAUAUUGCAGCAGCUCCCUCUUCGCAGGUACCAAGGUUUAUGAGACCUACUAUUUGCAGUAGAAGAAAAUCUGGACCCGAACACCUAACUUUUGAAGAGAAAGUGAGAUUCCCUGCAAGAAGGAGAAGAACAAUGAACCAUCAUGCUAAAUCUGUAAAUUUCCCUGUAAAGGGUACUUCAGAAAACAACUCAGAAUGUAGUAUUUCCAGAAAUAGCUGUUUAGUGGCUUUGAAGAUGAAACGUAGUGCAGAUGUAGAAACAGAAUGCAGUCAGGAUCUAUCAGAAUGUGAUAUUAAAGAGGUUGUAUUCCCAGAACAGGAAGCAUCACCAAAAUGCUCCAAUCAUCACAGAGAUCAUAGUGAGGAAUAUGAAAAUAGACAUAAAAGUAAUGCUUGUUCUGCAGAAUAUUAUGUUGAUAAGUGGCUACUCCUAAAUAAGAAUGCACCUGCUACCCCAGAGAAGAAACAUAUAUGUAAUGGACAAAAAGAAAGAGACCAUUUGCAGGAUAAGGAAGUCCAAAACCGCAAGAAUGCAAUAGAACAGAUUGUCAACCACAACAAAUUGGAGAAGCAUGCUGAUGUGGAGGGAUCUCACAGGUCCAUGCAAGAAGUGGUUAUUACCAAACCUCCCACAAAUUUGAAGGAUUUUGACAAUAUUGACUCAAGAUGUAACUCUGAUUCUCCAUCAGAUGAAUUUGUUGAAGAUAUAAUAAUACAUACAAAAGACAAAUUAGAUGGCGUGCCAAUGGAGACACACAUAUGGAACACCAUUUAUCCACCUGAUAUUUGGUACAGCAGUUUGCAUUUGAAUGAAGAUGAUAAUGGGGUCAACACUUUAUCCCCAAUGCAGGUACCAUUUGGUGAAACAGAAUCCUCAGACAGUUUCUUGUCAAACAAUAGCAAUUGGUGCCAAAUUUCUACCUCUAAUUUAGCUUAUAGCAUUUUGGACUCGAGAGAAGAUUCUGGAAUCUCAAUUUCAAGAAUAGAACUAAAUUCGGGCUGUCAACAAGUGCCUACCACAAUACGUGGGGAAGAAUGUGAAAAGGAAGAUCUGGACACGUUAUUUCAGAGCUCUGCAGAAGGAAUAAGACAUGGCCUACACAAAAUGAGAUCUCAAAGAGCUUUAUUUAUGGAAUAUGUAACUCCAAAGGAAGCAAUCAAGCCACAGCAACUGAUAAAGUCACAAGAAAAUGAUAUGAACUCAGGAAUACGCCAUCUUCUUCUACAGAAAAUUCAGAUUUUAUGGGCCAGUGCUCUUCUAGGGUUAGGAUUUCAGAACUUGGGACUAGAGCAGGAAUUCUUCCUCGGUUUAAUACUUUGAAGCAGCUUCAGUAGGUGACUAUAAAUUUAAAGUCUUAGUAAAUUAAUCUUCAGAUGAUUCUGUCCAUUUGCUAGGUAACAAUAUUCAAUGAAAUAAAGCGACAUUCAUGUAAAAAUGUGCAUUGAAAAAUCAUAUCACAAUGUUUACAAGUUCAAUAUCUUAAUUGCUUUUACGAAGCUCUUUCAGUUUCAAGUUCACCAAGCAAAUCUGAUUUGUACACGAAAUUGAGAUAACUGACAAAGACACUAUAUAAACCACUCUUGUGACUCUCCUUAUGCAAUUUCUACUUCUGAGAAGCUAAUGAAGUGUCUUAUUAACCACGGAGAUUCAUAGAACAUAUAAGCUCUAUAUUUGGCUUCCUUGUAUAUCAUUCUUUUAAUAGGUUUAGAUGAUGACAGGAGCUUGCUAAAUUGGUGUUGGCAUUUUGUUAAGUAUCUUUCUUUGUUUGACACACCAAAUCAUGUAUGUUGUGCCUGAAGAACAAUUUGUAGGAUACCAUGAGGGUGAAGAGCAAGAAUAGUUAUGUUUUUAUAAUCUCUCAGCAGCUCAAAAAGACAGAAGACGUUACGUUGGAAA
Molecule: messenger RNA, 3493 nt
Organism: Prunus avium (sweet cherry)
Lineage: Eukaryota; Viridiplantae; Streptophyta; Magnoliopsida; Rosales; Rosaceae
Product: P-loop containing nucleoside triphosphate hydrolases superfamily protein
Biological process (GO): microtubule-based movement
Cellular component (GO): microtubule cytoskeleton
Molecular function (GO): ATP binding; microtubule binding; microtubule motor activity
Source: RefSeq, a predicted model, not a curated record